AUGGCGAUGUUUCAGGAUAUCUUCGAAUAUGUAGAACGUUUUCUGUACAAAUUCAACUUUGCUUACACUAAUGCGCAACAAUAUAAUUUUUAUUUAUUUUGGAAAUGCUUUAUAAAAUGGGUGGCUAUUCUCAUUAAAAAUACAUGUUCAUUAAUUUAUAAUAUUUUUAAAUACUUCGGAGAACGUCCUAAAUUAAUUCAACUACAGAUUUUGGACAUGUAUUGUAAUGGCUUAAUUUCUCAAAUUUGCUUGAUUGUGUUUCAGGGCAAUGAUGAUGUUAUCUUAAUUGAUUUCACACUCGACCUUGCUUAUCAAUUUCUUUCACCAUCUGAUGAAACUAAUAACAGAUUUUCCAAGAAAUUCAGCUUCGAAAUUACUGCAUUUGUAAGAUAG
Molecule: messenger RNA, 393 nt
Organism: Echinococcus granulosus
Lineage: Eukaryota; Metazoa; Platyhelminthes; Cestoda; Cyclophyllidea; Taeniidae
Exons: 3
Coding region: 1-393 (130 amino acids)
Source: RefSeq, a predicted model, not a curated record